This is a messenger RNA of Alternaria viburni, 4269 nucleotides long. RefSeq lists its product as uncharacterized. Bases 1 to 4269 code for a protein of 1422 amino acids. The transcript has 2 exons. The record is from RefSeq and is a predicted model, not a curated record. Gene Ontology annotation, molecular function: guanyl-nucleotide exchange factor activity. Gene Ontology annotation, biological process: regulation of ARF protein signal transduction. Lineage: Eukaryota; Fungi; Ascomycota; Dothideomycetes; Pleosporales; Pleosporaceae.
AUGCCUCUGCGCUCCCUCCGCCCCGGCCGCAGCGAACGAGACCUCAAGCGACGGAGCACCCUCGACCCUGCCGGCUUCUUCCACCGGCGCGCCGACAAGGACACGCGCUUCGACAGGUCGCAAGAGAACCUCGACACGAGCCGCAUUGCCGCCUCUGAGGAUGGCUUCCGCCCCACGUCCACCGACACGGCGCGGCCCUCGACCGGCCAUGAUGAUGAUGACGACUCCCCGCCUUCUCCGCCCGUACAGGAACACACGCCCAACACCAAGCGCUUCAGUCUGAUGCGCUUCCGCCAUGCCUCGGACCCCCAGCUCUCUGCCAAGGCAAAGGAACACGCCGCAAGGGACGACGAUGCACCGCCCGUUCCUCGCAUGCCCGGCACUCCUGCGCCGCCCGCCAUCAUCACCACUGCACCGACCGUGGCAGACCACGAGGACGAGGCCAAGAUCGCGCCCAGGCGGAGUAGGAUGCAGCAAUUCGCCCUGCGCAGGCGCUCCUUUGACCCGACGACGUUUGAGAAACCGACCACACUGCGAAAGUCGAUGGACAAGAAGCGCAAGCCGCUAGGCUUCAAGAAGAGCACUGGGGACCUCUUGGACGAGAAGGAGCGCGCGUCGACGAGCAGCCAUCGCCGGCCGGACGUGCUUGCCGAUUCGCGCGAGUCUGUGGAAAGCGCGAGUUCGCUGGCGCCGCCUGCCACCAGGGCCUCCGAGUCGUCACGAUCAGAUGGAAGCUCCGGCGGACACAUUUCUUUCGAAACUACCUCACGGCCUUCGCACCCGGCCCGCGUUGGCUCUUCACGAUUUGGCUUUGGGCGUCGAAAACAGCGCGCAUCCUUAUUCCCACUCCCUAUGAAGAUCGAGCCUCCGCAAUUCCCCGACACGGCGCCUGCUACACCACGUGCGUCUACGGGCGCGAGGAGUUCUGCCUCGACCGAUCAUUCAAUCACCGAAAGCCCACCCCUGACCGCGCGUCGUCUCAACUAUGGAGAACCUGGGACACAGACGCCACCAGUCCCUUCUGCAUCGCAAGUUGCUCUUGCUGCUGGUGCUCUGAAUUUGGCCUCACCCGGUUCAGGUACUCUCUUUCGCAACGACUCGUACCGGUCAAGCCGAUCCGCCCGCUCCUCGCCAAACAACAAUGGUCCUGCACGAAUGGGUCUUAGGGGGCGCUCAUCCACGAUGGGAUCUUUGGGCGGGCGGUCCGACGGCGCAGGCUCGCCAACACCACCUGGCGGGCCCAGCGGAAGAACUUCGACCUCCACGGCAGGAAGAAGCAGCUUCAGCAAUCUGUUUGGCUUGAGUUCAAGAUUUCGUCAGAACUCCGAGCCCCAUUCACCUCGGCAUGGUUCACCUGCUCACGGGUUUCUAGGAAGCUCAGGCUUGUCAUCGCACCAGAACUCGAUGAACAUCAGCCGGGAAACACUCAUUCUACCAGAGCGUGAAGAAGGCGAGACACCUGGACGGUACCUGGAACGAAUCGAGGCGAAUAACUUCGAUAAGAGCGUCGUUGCCAGCUACCUAAGCAAGACCGACGACCCCUUCCUGCUUGCCGUACUUAGAAGCUACAUGCGGAAGUUUGCCUUCUUUGGCGACCCAAUCGACAUGGCGAUUCGCAAGUUGCUCAUGCAGGUUGAACUACCCAAAGAGACACAACAAAUUGACCGUGUCCUUCAGGGUUUCGCCGACCGCUAUCACGAAUGCAACCCCGGCAUCUACAUCAACACAGACAAAGCCUACUUCAUAUCUUUCUCCAUUAUCAUUCUUCACACAGACGUCUUCAACAAGAACAACAAACGGAAAAUGCAAAGGCCCGACUACAUCAAGAACUCGUCCUGCGAUGGCGUCUCGGCUGACGUCCUCGGCUGCUUUUACGACAACAUUGUCUACACUCCAUUCAUUCACAUUGAAGACGAGGUUGAUCUGAAGAACAUCACCUCGAAGAAAAGCAAGAGAGUCGCUGUCCUGAAAGGACCAAUGAACGACCCGGCGCGGAAAGCCGCGAAGGAGCCCAUCGAUCCGUACACAUUAAUCUUCGAAGGCAAGCUGGACGCACUUCGACCCACGAUCCGAGACGUGAUGCAACUAGACGACCCGUACAACUACACCGGCACGACCGCGACGCUAGACACCAAGAACAUCUACAAGUUGUUCUCCAAAUACGGCGUGAUACAGAUUGUGUCCUCGCGAUCGAGACCGGAAGCCUUCAUGUCUGAAGCCGCCCAAGAGAAUCCCUUCGGCACCUCGGUUGGCAUCGUCGAAAUGCCAGUGACAAAAGUGGGAGUUUUGUGGAGAAAGGACACGAAAAAAAAGAAAGCCCGAUCGCCAUGGCAGGAAUGGGGUGCCGUUCUCACUCGAUCGGGGUUGUCUCUAUUCCGGAAUUCUACUUGGACGAAGAACUUGAUGAGCCAGCACGAGCAACAUCUCAAACGCGGCGAUACAGGCCCGGUCAUAUUCCAGCCUGCCCUACCCGACUUCAAGCAAGACCACAUCAUCCCGAUGGACGGUGCGGUUGCGCUUGUCGACGCCACAUACAAGAAACAUAAGAAUGCGUUUGUCAUGUUCUCGAAAGCAGGCGAGGAGACAUUCCUAGCCGACAACGAGAAGGACUUGAAUGAAUGGCUGGGUGUGCUGAAUUAUACUGCUGCGUUUGAAACUUUGGGUGUUCGGUCAAGAGGCAUGAUUGGUGGGCUGUACGAAGGCCAGAAGAAUCGUGGCAUGCGGCGCCUGGAGUCGUCCCACUCGACAAAGACGAUACCAACGGCCACUGGCGAAGUCACCAUAACAAGUGGCAAGAUCGACAAUCAGUUUGCACAACAGAUGAUGAACGCUAGGAAAGAUCUCAUGCAGGUGCGCAUUACGGAGUCCGAGGACAAGCUCACCAAUGCUAUCAAAGAGUUGGAAGCACGCUUACGAGAUGCAAGACAUCUCCAGAUUCUUGCGCCCAUUCAACCCAAAACUCGCGAACUGGUCAUACACGCUGCCGGUCGGUUAUCAGCCAAGCUUAAGUGGACCCGUAUCGACAUUUGGCGGAUGAAAUGUCAUCGUGACAUACUUGCUCAAGAAUUGGAGGACGAGAGAAAAGGCCUCGCAGAUAAACAAGCGCAAGAUGACCAGCCCUCGGAAUUCAUUCAACAGCCGCAAGUCUCGCCUCAACAGUUGUCGCACAGAGCGUCAAAAGUUAGUGGACUAGCGCGGUUGACUUCCAAGACCAGCUCAAUGAACAGCGGAAACAAGCAAGCUCCAUUGUCUCCCACCUCACCGGGCCGACCAGGAACCAAGUCCUCUAGGGAGACUGAAUUCGGUGGAGAUGAAGCAUUCAAGACACCACCGGAGACAUCUCGGCAGUCGAGCCCCAGGGAUCCAUCGGCCCAAUUUCAACCUGGGCCUAUGUUUGGCCCUGGCUCAUCUGAUCGUCGAAGUUCAUUUGCGAGCUCUUCGGCACAUUCACCGAGGAUGUAUCCCUCCGAUCACAGGCCUUCAAUAUCGACGACUGGCGAUGGCACCUUAGGCUCCGAUUCUGACUCUGACUCCGAGGACGGGUCUCGGUACGCGACUCCGCCUCCAGGCGAGGCGGGUGAUUUGGAGCCCAUGUCACCAGAGCCGACACCUGGAGAGAGCCCCCGACCAGAGCCUGUCAUUGAUUCUGACUACGAACAAUCCCUUGCUGCUUUGACAGGAUCGCCCAGGUCUCACACAAAGCAAAGAAGAAGUCUACAGCGCACUCUUCGAGAGUCCCGUGGCAGCUCUUCUCACCGCCGCAGCCACAAGAGCAGAGACUCGUCGUCGACAAUCACACUCGCGAGCGACAAUACCGAGAGCGAGGGACUGGCGCGCGGCAAGGGCAGUUUUACAGUCCAUGGCAAGAAGGCAUCUGUGAUCCAAUUCGGCUCCGACUGGCACAACACCACAGCCGAAGAGCGCUUGGCGGCGAAGAAACAACUACAGGAGGCUGCCGAAGCGAUCUCUGCCGAUGAGCGGGAAGCUGCGCUUUCUCCAGGAAGCGAAGACAAUGACCCGUUUCGCCCUCGGAAAUUGUCGGCAGGCACCACAAAGCAGCGACACGUAUCGUCUCAGACGAUCACUCCAGCAAACUUUCGCGAGUCCUUUAGAAUAGAACAAUCCGACUCUGACAGCGAGUCUGACAUGAGCGACAUUGCCGAAGAGACGCAACGAACGUCCGACGACCAGCCAACGAUGAAGGGCAAAGACCCUGUUACCGAACACGUGGAACGGCCUAUACAUAAUCUCGAGGCCUCACCAGCCUAA